Molecule: messenger RNA, 2013 nt
Organism: Trichoderma atroviride IMI 206040
Lineage: Eukaryota; Fungi; Ascomycota; Sordariomycetes; Hypocreales; Hypocreaceae
Biological process (GO): transcription initiation at RNA polymerase II promoter; positive regulation of transcription elongation by RNA polymerase II
Cellular component (GO): transcription factor TFIIF complex; nucleus
Molecular function (GO): DNA binding; TFIIF-class transcription factor complex binding; RNA polymerase II general transcription initiation factor activity
Source: RefSeq, a predicted model, not a curated record
AUGAGCGCCCCUUCCGGAAAUCCCAAUGGCCCUCCGCGGAGCCAAAAAUCGAAUCCUCUGCGCCCUCUUCGGAAGAGGCCUGUCAACCCACUUGUCUCGUCAUCACGCAAGCCCGCUCCUAAACCCAAUCGACCGCCUACAAACAACGCAGCGUCGACUUCGGCGCAGGCUACGGCAAAUGGAAGCAAACCCAAUAUCGAAGAGCUGCGAAAGCAAUAUGGCGGAUGGAGCGAGCCACCCCCUCCUUACCCUUUCAAUGAUAUACCUAUCAUGACAACCAAAAAGGCUCUGCUCAAUGGAAUCCGAUAUCAUCUCAUGAAGUUUUCUCAGACCAAAUUGGGCGACAAACCUAUUGAUCCAACGGACCAGGACGAAUUUGCUAGGCCUGUAACUCUACAUCGACGUGAUGCCCGCCAACCUCCUCCCGGAAGAGUUGUGAAAGAGGAGGAGCCCGAACGGCCACCAGUAGAUGAGCAAGAGGCUGAAAGGAUGGCACAGAUCAAAGCUGAAAGAGAGGCCCAGAGAGCAAUUGAUCAAGCCAAGAUCGCGCCCGUAGCGAAAGAGGUCGCUCCAAAACGACCAAAGAAACAGAAGGAAGAGAAGACCAUGUUUAACCGAGCCCCCAAAACGUCAGCGGCGAAAAAGGAGUCUGAUCUGAGAUAUGAGGAGGCUUUGCCCUGGCACUUGGAAGACGCAGAUGGGAAAAAUGUGUGGGUUGGCAGCUACGUGGCUGCACUUUCUGAGUCCAGCGUCGCCUUCAUGAUUGACAAGUCGGUCUUUCGCAUGGUCCCCCUGGAAAAAAGCUACAAGUUUAAUGCCAAGCCACCGUUCCAGCCUUUCACGAUAGACCAGGCGGAAGCUUUUAUGACCCGCAAGGUUGACGUCGGCCGUUGGGUUAUGAAGGACGAGGAGAAGAAGGCGGGCUUGAACGAUCUUGAAGCUACGCGGCGGAUGUUGUACGGACGGGGACAAAUGAUUAAGACAGAAAGUGAUACUUUCAAGGCUGCUUCGCGCGCAGAGAAGAUGGAACACGACGAGCUUGACGUCUCGGGCGAUGAAUUCCAAGAUGAUGACGAAACCCCGCACUUUGAACGAAACGAUGAUGAGGAUACAAAAGACUCUAAAGAACGUAUUCGGCGUGAGCAGCUGGGGGCGAAUCUGUUUGGUGAAGGAGACGAGCAGGAAGUCGAUAAAGAGCUGCAAGAACAGCUGAGAGAGGAGCUGGAGAGACAAAAGUAUGGCAAGACAACGAAGAAGGCUCUAAUCAAGAGAGAUCGAGAAGAUAUAUAUGAGAGCGACAACUCCGGCUCCAACCCAUGGAGCAGCUCGAGUGACGAUGACAGCUCCGACGAAGAGGACGAGGCUGGAAAAGAUGACGAGAAAAAGGAAGGCGAGAAUAAAGAGGGUCAAGGUGAUGGCAAAGACAAGUCUAAAUCCCAGAGUGCCAAAGGCUCCACCACUCCACAAGGCAAGCAGAAGCUCUCUGAGAUGGGCAAGAAAGGAAAAUCGUUGAAACGCGCCGGUUCGCCUGCUUUGUCGGAGUCAAGCGGCAAUGAGUCGACCAGAAAGAAGUUCAAGAAGGCAUCGGGGGCGGCUACUGAUAGCCGUCCAAGCACCCCUGGAUUACAGACUAACACUGUCCGCCGUCCUAAGAUUACUGCAGGCUCUGGGAGUGAUGGGGAAUUCACAGCGGGCGAGAUGUCAGAUGGAGCAAUGCAGAAGAAGAAGAUCAAGCUCAUUGGCAGCUCAAGAGGAACACCUUCCGCAUCCAGGGCUGGCAGUCCAAAUCCCGCUCAAGCUGGUGCCUCUCCUUCCUCUUCUGGUGGGUUGAUUGAAUCGUGGGAAAUUUUGGAAAAGAUACCUGCAGAUGGAAUCACUAUUGGUGAUCUCAUCAAUCUAUUCCAGGGUCGCGUUGGAGAUGGUCCGGGCCGAAUGCCCAGACAAGAAUGGAUUGGCCUUGUUAAGCAGUUGUGUGACUAUGGGCCGGAUAAGCGCCUGCGCCGUAGGAAGUGA